Cicer arietinum (chickpea) is the source of this 3038-nucleotide messenger RNA. RefSeq lists its product as uncharacterized. The record is from RefSeq and is a predicted model, not a curated record. NCBI's taxonomy places the organism in Eukaryota, Viridiplantae, Streptophyta, Magnoliopsida, Fabales, Fabaceae.
UUCUUCUUCUACUAUUUAUUGGAAACCUCCUCCACAAUAUUUUUUCAAAUAUAACGAAUAUGGAGCAAUUUUUCAACAAUAUUUUUGUGUCGGGAUACACAUAUAUGUAAUAUAUUAACAUAGUUCUUUUGUGAUGGCAAAGACAUAUGUGUCAUAUAAGCCUCCAACCACUUGAGUACGAAGCUUGGGACAUACUUUAAGCUCUCCAAUUGAUCAGAAAUUUGGAUCUAUCAAACGUCAUUAUUGGAUGUAAUAAAUUAGUUUUUUUUAUAUUAAGUUAGUUACAAAGUUAGUUAGACAUUCUUAGUAUAUAAGAUGUACUCUUUUUUAUUCUUUAAUAUCAUAAUUCAUUCUUCCUUUCUGUUACUUGUAAUAUGGUAUCAGAAGAAAACUUCUACAACCGUUUUUCUUCUCUGUAACAAUCUCCUUCUUCUUCUUCUUCUUCUUCUUCUUCUUUUUCUUCUUCCAUGGCUGUAACUUCAGCUACUCUUGCUUCGUUGCAAGAUACCACACAUGACUAUUAUAUUCGUCCCAAUGAGAAUCCCUCUCUUGUUCUCGUUUCUCCAAUUCUUGAAGGUCCAAAUUACCAUGGCUGGGCUCGUGCAAUGGCAAUGUCGCUGCAGAUGAAAAACAAGUUUGGUUUUGUCGAUGGUUCUAUUCCUUGUCCUGAUGCACCUAAUCAAAUGAUACCUGCUUGGAAGCGAUGCAAUAAUCUGGUGCUCUCAUGGAUCAAUCAUUUCGUUUCUCAUGAGAUUGCUACGAGCAUUCUCUGGAUUGAUAUUGCAGCUGCGACAUGGAAAGAUCUUAAAGAUCGUUUCUCUCAAGGUGAUUCUGUUCGUAUUUCACAAUUGCAUCAGGAUCUUUAUUCCAUGCAUCAAUCUGAUCUAACUGUUACUGCUUAUUACACUAAAAUGAAGAUUCUCUGGGAUGAGCUUUGUAACUAUCGUCCUAUUCCUGAGUGUCAAUCUGUUACUUUGUGUUGCUGUGAUGUUUCCAAAACACUGAAAAAGUAUCGAGACAAUGAUUGUGUGUUAUGUUUCUUAAGAGGUUUGAAUGAUAACUACUCUGCUGUAAGAUCUCAGAUUCUCCUCAUGGAUCAUUUGCCUUCUUUGACCAAGAUUUUUUCAAUGAUAAUCCAACAAGAGCGGCAAUUGCAGACGAGUAUUCUUCCUGGAUCUUCAGUUAUGGCUGCCCAGGUUCCACAACAAGCUUCUUAUCAGAAUAAACCUUCUUAUUCUUCUUCAAAUUCUGGCAAAGGAAAAGCAUCAUAUCAAGGCAAUCAGCCUAGACACUCAGGAGGAAAUGUUGGUGUGAAUAGGCAAUGUACUCAUUGUGGUAGGACCAAUCAUACAAUAGACACAUGUUUUCUGAUUCAUGGAUUACCUCCUGGAUUCAAGUCCAAAAAGGUUCACAAUAUUACCACAUAUUUGACUUCUUCUUGUGAUUCUUCAGUUCUUGGCCUUUCUCAGGAACAAAUUCAGAGUUUACUAGCUCUUCUUCCUCAGACCAAUCUUGUGAGCUCUCAAUGUGUCCACUUCUGCUCAGACUCGUGGUAAUACCUACUCUAAAUGGAUCAUAGACUCAGGACAAGUCAUCAUUGAAGAUGAUUGGGAAAGCUGAACAAAGGAGUGGCUUGUAUGUCAUGAUAGUGCCUACACCUACUUCCUUUGGACCCUUAUCUGCUAUACACAAUGUUAAUUAUGUAACUUUCUCUACAAUAAAGCCUAGUUUUGUUGAUCUAUGGCAUUUAAGACUAGGUCAUCCUUCUUUUCCUUGUUAUACCAAAUUCCAAAGCAUGUAUGGUAAUAUCUCAGAUAUCAAAUAUACACAUUGUGAUACUUGUCAUUUUUCUAAACAAAGAAGAUUGCCUUUUCAAUUGAGUAAUACUGUUUCACAAGCUUCUUUUGAUCUUAUUCAUGUGGAUAUUUGGGGUCCAUAUGGCAUUUCUUCUGUUAAUGGCUUUAAGUAUUUUUUAACUAUAGUAGAUGAUAUGUCACGAUACACAUGGAUAAAAUUGAUGACCACUAAGUCAGAAAUAAGGGCACAUCUUAUUGAUUUUGUAUCUUACAUAAAGACUCAAUUUGGCAAAGUUGUGAAAGUGGUUAGAUCAGACAAUGGCCCUGAAUUCGCUAUGACAGAAUAUUAUAGCCAAAAAGGGAUACAACAUCAACUAUCAUGUGUUGAAACACCCCCAACAAAAUGGAGUGGUUGAGAGAAAACAUCAACACAUUCUAAAUGUUGCUCGUGCCGUAAUGUUUCAAUCUCAUUUACCUAUAGUUUUCUGGUCUUAUGCUGUUAGCUAUGUUGUGCAUCUCAUUAACAUUUUACCCUCCAAAGGAUUAGCAUAUCUUUCUCCAUAUCAACAUUUGCAUAAUACUAAACCUGACAUAUCUUGUUUGAGAGUGUUUGGUUCUCUUUGCUAUACUUCCACCAUUCAGGCUCAUAGAACUAAGUUUCAACCUAGAGCAAGAAAAUAUGUCUUACUUGGUGUCAAAGAAGGGGUAAAAGGGCAUCUUCUGCUUGAUAUCACUACUAGGGAAAUUUUUCUAUCAAGGCAUGUAGUAUUCUAUGAAACUAUAUUUCCUUUCCUUACUAGUGCCACUGAUUCUGAACAUCAAAUCUUUGAUCCUGUGGCCAAAAUAACAGAAUCUGGGACACCAUUUUUUUCUGAUAUCACUGAUCAACCUCACAUUCUUAUUCUACCAGCUCCUAUUCCUCAAACUCCACCUCAACCUAUUGAUGUCCCUUUUCCUGCACCUUUACCUCCACCACAUACUAUUACUCCACCUUCAUCUCUAAAUCCCCAAAGAAAAUCUAACAGACCUAGUAAACAACCUUCUUAUCUACAAGACUAUCAUUGCAACAUGCUAUCUGCUUCUUCAGCCUCUCAUUCUUCUACAGGUAUCAUAUAUCCUCUUUCUAACUACCUUUCAUAUGAUACCUUGUCAACUUCUCAUAAGUCCUAUGUUUGUCGUAUUUCCCAAAAUACUGAACCUAAAACUUAUAACCAAGCCAUCAAACAUGAUUGUUGGAGAAAG